CUGUUCUAAGCUGCUCGUACCGCGGCUGAGUUACUUUGAGCAGAGCUGGAGACUCUCCAGUCAUGAGUGGAGCUCAUCUGGAUUUUUAAAACAAAACACUUUCUCUUUUGUUUUCUUUCUAGACACCAUUACUUUGUUUAAAGUGCCUUGUCGACAUAAACUGGGGUGAUGUUCCCAACUCGCCGCGGCACCUGUUUUCAUGUGUUUUGUGCGGCGUUCAAGAGUCAGCUGGACUAUUUGGAAUUUUGGAAACCACUAAAAGGCUCGUUGUGCGACCAGCCUGGUGUAAGGGCGUGAUUUUUAUUUCUUUUUUUUUUUGUGGAUCAGGAUUAUAUCUGCGAAGAUGCUUCUGCUGGUGCCUAUUCUGUGGCUUCUGCCUCUGAGCGGAGCUGCUCCAUCUGCAAACGAGCAAGAGGACACGGGGGUGGACUGGCUGAGCAAGUUUGGUUACCUCCCGCCUCCUGACCCUACAACAGGCCAGCUCCAGACCAAGGAAGCCCUGACCAAGGCCAUCAAAGCCAUGCAGAAGUUUGGAGGGCUCAAGGAAACUGGAGUCUUCGAUCAAGCCACAUUGGGACUGAUGAAAACCCCCAGGUGUUCCCUGCCAGAUGUUCCUGUGGCCGAGGGGACUUUGGGCCGCAAGAAGCGGAGCCUGAACACUCAGAACAAAUGGAAGAAGAGACAUUUAUCUUGGAGAGUGAGGACCUUCCCAAAGGACUCGGCCUUACUGGGCAGAGACACCGUGAGAGCCCUCAUGUAUUACGCGUUGAAGGUGUGGAGCGACAUCGCCCCGCUGAACUUCCACGAGGUGGCAGGAAGUGACGCCGACAUUCAGAUCGACUUCACUAAAGCCGACCACAACGACGGAUAUCCCUUCGAUGGGCCAGGGGGCACCGUGGCUCAUGCCUUUUUCCCCGGAGAGAGAUACACCGCUGGGGAUACGCACUUUGACGACGACGAGGCUUGGACCUUCAGAUCACCAGACUCUCACGGGAUGGACCUGUACGCGGUGGCCGUCCAUGAGUUUGGUCACGCCAUCGGCCUGGUGCACACCUCAGCCAUGGAGUCCAUCAUGAGGCCGUACUACCAGGGUCCUGUCGGAGACCCCCUGAAGUACGACUUACCCUAUGAAGACAAGGUCCGCGUCUGGCAGCUCUACGGCGUCAGAGACUCGGUGUCCCACACCACACAUCCAGGCAAGCCCUCCCAGACGGCAGAUCCACCAGUCUUACUGGACCUUCCGGAAAACAGAUCGUCUGUCCUGCUGGGACAAGAUGCCCCAGACAGAUGCUCCGGCCACUUUGACGCCGUCGCCCAAAUACGAGGAGAGGCCUUUUUUUUCAAAGGCAAGUACUUUUGGCGACUAACGCGAGAGAAGAACCUGGUCUCUCUGCGUCCAGCUCAGAUCCAUCGAUUCUGGAGAGGACUUCCGCCCAACAUGGACAGUGUGGACGCCGUGUACGAGAGACCCGGAGAUCACAAAAUUGUAUUUUUUAAAGGUCUCAAGUACUGGGUUUUUAAAGACAACAUCGUGGAGGAGGGUUACCCCCGUCCAAUCAGCGACUUCGGCCUGCCUUUAGAGGGAGUGGACGCGGCAUUUAUGUGGCUCCACAAUGAGAAAACCUACUUCUUCAGGGACAACCGCUACUGGCGGUACGAUGACCACCUGAGACGCAUGGAUCUGGGCUACCCUAAAGACAGCUCGCUCUGGAAGGGACUGCCAGCACACCUGGAUGAUGCCAUCAGGUGGUCUGACGGUUCGUCCUACUUCUUCAAGGGGAAGGACUAUUGGCGCGUGCCGAGCAGCGACAUGGAGGUGGAGGCGGGCUACCCGCGCCUUAUCGCCAAAGACUGGCUGCUGUGCACCGAGAUGCAGUCGGACUCUCCGGGCGCCGAGCCCAAAAGCACCGAGACCAGAGUCAACGUGCACCAUCGCCCGGACCACGCCGAGAACGGCUACGAGGUGUGCUCAUGCACGUCGGACACGGCGUCGCCUUUAGGUGUCCGCCCCUCGCCCUUGUGGCUGCUGCCGCCUCUCUGGACGCUCUCACUGGCCCUCUGCUCUCAACCGCUAUGAUACCAAAACCCAGAAGUACUUAAAACUCACUGGAACAUUCUCUUUACAGAA
Entelurus aequoreus (snake pipefish) is the source of this 2128-nucleotide messenger RNA. RefSeq names its product matrix metalloproteinase-17-like. Bases 344 to 2077 code for a protein of 577 amino acids. The transcript is spliced from 10 exons. Gene Ontology annotation, molecular function: zinc ion binding; metalloendopeptidase activity. NCBI's taxonomy places the organism in Eukaryota, Metazoa, Chordata, Actinopteri, Syngnathiformes, Syngnathidae. Gene Ontology annotation, cellular component: extracellular matrix. Gene Ontology annotation, biological process: collagen catabolic process; extracellular matrix organization; proteolysis. The record is from RefSeq and is a predicted model, not a curated record.